AUGGAAUCGGCCGCCGAGUUUGUUGGGUCGGGAUCGGACGUUGUCGGUGAGAAGAGGGCGGCGGCGGAGGAGGAUGUGGACGUGUUGAAGGAGGAGGGCUCGCCGCCCAAGAGAGUUAGGGGAGGGGUUGACCGGAGUCUGGUCGGGGAUGUGAAGAAGGUGGCUGAGAUGGUCCUCGUGCUGGCGGCGAUGGGAAAAAUGAGGGGCGGGAAGGGGCCCACUGACGUGGAGAAGGAAUUGAUGGUGGAGGCGCGAGGUAGGUUGGCCAGGGUUUGCGAGGGUUUUCCGCCCAAGGACGUGUUCCCCAGGGAUGCUUUUGGGGGUGUGAUUGAGGAUUUGGGGCUCAAUAAACUGAAGGAGCAAAGGCUAGGGUUUCGGCCUCCUAAAAUGUCCAUUGCGGAGAAGCUAUUGGUUUCCAAAACAAAGAUGGAAAAACAAGCAGAAGAUUAUUCUUUGUCAUCUACUCGCCUGCAACCGAACCCUGGCGCGGCUGUUGAAAGUCGUAGUGCAUCACAUUAUGUUCGGAUGUCUCAGCCAGAUAAACCAACUCACAUGUCAAUAAAUCCUAUAACAUCCCAAUCUGCGUCACCUUUAGGCCAUAGCAGUACAAUCAAUUCUUCAUCUUUGCCGUAUCAGCUUCCAACUAGUGAGAUAAGACCAAUAGGUUCCAGUUCGUUGUCCUCUAGCCAUUAUUUGGGUUCUGCAGCGUUGCCAAGAGUUGACCGGCCACAUCUUAAAUCAGAUCUUAGAGCAAAUGGAUCUUCACACCCUAUACAUCUUCAAGCAAAUUACUCUAACUCAACCGCGAUAACUCCAACUUGGUCAGUGCAACAGCAGUCAGCAUUGCCAUCAAAAAGUGUGCCAGAUAACAAGAUGCCUGUGGGUAUGUCCCCCAAAGUUGAGGGAGCUGGUACUGUAAAAUCUGGAAUGACACCUCAGAUGAUGUCAAGGACAGCUGCUCAGACAAUAGGAACACCUUCACAAGGCACUACUAACCACGCUCAGCCAUUUCUUGCAGGAAAUACACAUGCUGAAAUUGGUAAAAUUGUCCAGAAAUUAUUACAACCACGAAUUUCUGAGCGACCUACUUGGAAUCCACCUUCUAGAGACUAUAUGAAUAAGGCUUUGACUUGUCAAGUUUGCUUGUCUAUGGUAACCGAGAUAGAAAGUAUACUCAUUUGUGAUGCUUGCGAAAAAGGUUAUCACUUGAAAUGCCUCCAGAUGUCUAAUCCGAAGGGAGUACCAAGAGGGGAAUGGCAUUGUGGAAGGUGCCUGUCUUUAAGCAAUGGCAAGCCUUUGCCUCCUAAAUAUGGCCGUGUCAUGAGAAACGCCAAUACAGCAAAAGUGUCCUCUAAUAAAGUGGCUGUUCCAUCGACUUCAAUUAAGCAAGUUGGUUCUUCAGAUGAGAAUGUUGGCCAGCCGAAAGUAAUAGGCAAUGAGAACAAUGAGAAGGAACAUGUUCCUAAAGUUUUAAGCGAUAAUCAUGACAAUCUGACAUCUGGGUCGGAGAGCAAAGGCAGUACGGGAAUCCAGGAAAUUGAUAAUGUUUCGACUAGGCUUAACAUGGACGAUAAAGGAUCUUCUAGAACUCACCCAAAUUUGAUAGAAAAUUCUAGUUCAGCUACUGCUUCAUCUGUCGACUCAUUUGUUGAGAAAACAAGUGUUGAGAAGGUGGACAAUCCAGAUUCGUCUUCGGAUUUAGUUAUGGUCUCGAAUCCCUCUGAUAAGUCACAGGCAGUCAUCAAUGCUGCUAAGGAAAGUCCAUCAAAUCAGUCUCUGGAAAAUCAGUUGGCUGAUUCAAAAGAAUGUCAUGUUAAAGAAAGUCCUCCAGAUCAGUAUAUGGAAAAUCAGUCGGCUGAUUCAAAAGAAUGUCAUGUUAAAGAAAGUCCAUCAAAUCAGUCUCUGGAAAAUCAGUUGGCGGAUUCAAAAGAAUGUCAUGGUAAUGAGUCUUCAGACAAUGCUAAACAGCUGAAGGAGCAAGAAGUUGUACGCGAUAAUUCUUCAGAAGUUGCUACAACUGCUGGUGCAAUGACCCAAGGUGGGUCUUCAUCCGUCGGUUUGCAUGUUGCCAACUGGAUUGGUGAACCAAUUCAAGUUUUGGAUGAAAAAGUCUAUUACUCGUCUUGCUCCAUCAAGGGACAUGUGUAUAAAGCUGAGGAUCACGUUCUUAUUCAAUUUGACAAUGGCAAGCUUAUACCUUCAAAGCUACAGGAAAUGUGGGAAGAUAAAAAUACUUCUGAGAAAUGGGUCACUGUAAACCAGUGCUACUUUCCUAGUGAUUUGCCUGAAGCUGUUGGCCGUCCCUGCGGCCUGGAAAGCAGUGAGGUGUACGAGUCUACUUGUGGUAGAGCAUUUUUGGCUGGCUUAAUAGAAAGCCCUUGUAAAGUCCUUCCUCCAAGAGGAUAUGCUGAAGAAAGUGAAAGGAGAACUCGAUUAGGGAAUCAGCUGAACGAUCAUAAUCUUCCUCCACUUUAUGUGUGCAAGUGGAUUUACGACGAAGCGAAAGGGCUAUUCCGGGAUAUUUCGUGCUAA
Striga hermonthica is the source of this 2532-nucleotide messenger RNA. The record is from the annotation of a GenBank genome assembly. NCBI's taxonomy places the organism in Eukaryota, Viridiplantae, Streptophyta, Magnoliopsida, Lamiales, Orobanchaceae.